GAUUGGGUCGACGAGACCAAGGUCACAGCAGCCGAGCGUGCCUGGAAUAGCACUUGCGGUGCUUUGCGCACAGCGGCUCAGGAGGUCCUGCAAAGUUGCACGGCCAGCCUGAACGAGUUCAGGGCGCUGCCAGAGAGGCAAAGCUAUGCGGCCGAGAUGGGGUUGGUUCUUCGGCGCAGUCAAUGGGUGGAAGGCUUCCUUGGCCAGGGCAAGACGUCGUUAGCGACACUGAUUGAGGAGCAGAAAUCCGGUGCCCACAUUGCACCCGAGUCGGAAGCUACUGCUGCAGCGGCUGCAGCCACGAUGAGUGGCGACAUCGGGGCAGUGUCGCGUGCCGCUCCCUGUGCGUGUUGGCAGAAGCUGGAGUCACUGUCGUCUUUGAUGGCAGAGGACUUCAAAAAGUGCACAUCCGCAAAAAGUAUCAAGACGAGGAGGGAUGAACUCCAGCAGAAGAAGAGCUAUGCAGCCGAUCUUUUGUCCGCGGCCAAAGGAGCUGUCAACGAUAUGGUGACAGCAAAGAAAAGAGCUGACCAAGCUCAGAAGCGGCAGGAGGAAAAGGCCAGAAAGGAAGCCGAGAAGCGCGGCAAGGCGGAUGAGCCGACGAAGAGACGUAAGAAGAAGACGGGAAAGCAUGCAUUGAUCAAUGCAGACGAUGAAAGCUCCUUUCAGAGUUUUCCCAGGUUCAGUCCGCUUCGCUUGGAUGUGAGACAGCCCUUCAUCUACAGGCCAGAUCCUAGCAGAAUGGAGGGGCUCCAGAAGUCUGCAGCGAAGGAGCUUGCAGAUUUCCGCGAGGUCUUCAAGUCAAGCAACCUCCGUGUGACGGAGGGGAAAGCCACCCGCAUCGCUUGCAGCGAAGUGGCUGAUGCUUUUGUGAAAGAGGUGCAAAGCGCAUUGAGUGGGGCCUUUGCUGUUGGGUACUUCGCCGAGAAAGACCAAGCAGAGCCUGGGCCCGGGUCGCCCGGGUCCGGGUCGCAGGAUGCCGGUGGCCGUGUGAACGCGGGCAUGAUUGAGAAAGUCAUGAGACCGCAAUGGUUUGGAAUGGUGCCUGACCAUAUGAGCUUGGCCAGGUAUGAGGCAGGCUUGCUGCCCAUGAUCAAGUGGGUCGUCCAGGGAACUUUCGUUUGCAGCGUGGUGACGUGUGAGGAGCUGCUUGCUACUGCGGAUAUGCGAACUGGAGACCUGCAGGCCAAGGUGACUUCGAAGGCAGAUGGCUUGGCCAAGGAGAAUUUCUUCAUGGGCACCCUCGGUCCAGGUGAUUUCUUGUACGUCCCCGCUGGAGCUUUGACGAGUGUGCAGGCGAACCGGGGGGUCCCGGGUUUGAGUUUGAAGUUUGAAGGGUCUGGCAAGUUGAAGUGGAAGCCUUGCAGCCUUGCAGCUGCGAUCGGGCAUCAGUAG
This is a messenger RNA of Symbiodinium necroappetens, 1395 nucleotides long. Lineage: Eukaryota; Dinophyceae; Suessiales; Symbiodiniaceae. The record is from the annotation of a GenBank genome assembly.